CUCUCCAAUUGCACAAAGAAGGCAUGGGAUGAAGGUACUGGAUUACUCUAUCUCUAAGAGCCUGUGACUUUAGAGAGAGCAAUAGGAUUAUAUUUUUGGAUAUGUCAGAACUAACAGGUUUUGAAAUAAAGACUUAACAUUCUAGAGUUCAAAGAGAUGUUAACACAGGCAGGCUGGAAUAAUGAUUACUUCAUAAAAGAAGUAGAACUGGAGUGGAGCGAAAAUGAUGCCAUUUGGAAAGGCAUUGAGGAAAGUGUUGAAUAUUUCAUCUGUAUGUUUAAUAAUCAUUGUCCUCAUCCAAAUAAAAACUGAUUGAAAAACUUCACAGCAUAAGCAAUGUAGAGACUGCAAAGGACAUCAAAGAGACACCUUGAAGCAGAGGGUUUGCUUUGAGUAAUAUUGGCAAGAUGACAUGAAUAGAUUGGGAAUACAUGGUUUUGCAAAGGGACAUGAAUGACUUAGAUGAGGAGUUUGAGCCAGUGAAUAAAUGUUUUAUUUUUAUAAUGUUUAUAAAAAUGAUUUAAUAUAUUGACUAAUGACCUUAUAUGAGAGCAUUUUCAAUAGAAUAAUGAGAAAAAUAGGCAGAUUGUGGUGAAUAUACAAGAUUACAAGGACCAUUAGAAUUUUCUGCUCAACAUCCUGUCUAGCACCUCUGAUUUGUGAUACUCAAGCCAUAACUUGUCCUUUUUCCUCUAACUUUUGACUUGAGUCAAUAAAUAUAUGCCAGGUACUGUGUUAGGUGCUAGGAAUAAAAAUACAGAGAAUAAAAUAAUCCCUACACACAAAAUUCUAAUGAAGGAGGCAACAAAUACAUACAAAAUAAGUAGUUAAAUAUAAGAUAAUUUGAGAACGAAAGAAACAUUCGUUAAGCACUGCUUAACUUUUAAGGAAUUAAGGGAUCCGAACAGAAAAGACAAUCCAAACUCAUUCUAAUGGGGAAGAUAAUACCUAUGGAAGGUUUCAUUUGCAAGUCAGAUGGAAAAAAAGUUCCCAUGGUCUUUAAAAUACAGGCAGCAAAACAUGAUAAUUCCUCUUCUUUAAUGUCAUUUCCACUGACAAAGUCAUAUCAGUGUCUUGUUACUGAACCAUUUAGCAGUACCAAAGAUUUUGAUGACAACUUUUUUUUCUAAGUCUUUAGUAGAUGUGGCUGUAACCCUUGUAAGAUCAGUUGCCAAGUUGCAGCUAUAUAGGAGUCAAGAUGUUGGCUAUGAGUACUGGGCUUGAAACAUUGCUAUUCUAGAAACUCUUGGGUUCACCAAACGUUCUGCAUUGUCUCCAUCAGGGUCUCAGUGGGAGGUAGUACAGAUAAUGAUGUUGGUUUGAUUUGCCUGGAACAUGCUGCAUCCUUUCUUUUGGGUAUCUUGCUACUUCACUUAGCUCUAGAAGGAUUUUGUAGAAAUGGAAGUUUGUUGAAUGGCCAGCGCAAAGCAAAGGAGAUAUGAACAAGGUUUGCCAGAACAGAGAGCAGACCAAGUCUAACCAAAUUGAAGAAUUCAGUGUUGUUCAGUGCAGCUACGAAGAUUGAUUGAGUUUAGAUUGUGUAGGUCUUUGAAAAUUAAAUAGAGAAGUUAUAUUGUACUCAUUUAUACAGACACUUGAGCAGUUACUUAGGCCUUAAUCUCACUUCAGCCACCUGGGUUGGAUGGUGAUUUAAAAAAAUAUGAUACAUGGAAUGCUAAGGAAAACUUUUAAAUCAGAGUUAGUUGCUUUAAAAUCAGAUUUGUCAAUUCAUGGAAUAUCACAUAACUCAGCAUUAUUGAAACAAAAUUUAACUGGCUUAAAUACAUAACAACUAUUUUUUGCAUUUGAUUUGGUGAAAUCAAACAGUGAAUGUCUCAAAACCAGAAUAUUUAGUGAUCACUUCUUGAAUGUGAUCUAGUUGUUUUUUUUUUUUUUUAUUAAGUUUUAUUCUCCAAGUACCAGUUUUUUUUUGUUGUUGUUGUUGUUUACUAUCUUUAAUGAAUCAAGGGAACCUUAGUGAUCAUUGUCAGUGUACUCAGAUUAUUUGUUUGAGGAAGUUUAAUUAACUCUUUGUGACCUAUGUACAGACUCUGCUAUUCCCAAACCAGACUUGAUAACCCACAUAGAGCGGGGUGAAGAGCCGUUCAUUAGAGAUUAUGGGACCCUAAUGAACAGAGAAAUUGCAUUAAGAUGUGGUGCUGAUAAACAACAUGACUCGAAGAGUACUUCUUCACAUUUACAAGGGAAUCAGAGAGAUGUGAAUAUUGACAAGGAAGAAUGCCAUUUAUAUGGUCUUCAAAGCCAGGACCCAUCUAGACCUUCAUUAAAUAAAAAGGAAGAAUUUUGCUCUAAACCUGAAGUCAUAUGGAGAAGCCAAUACAUGCAGGACACACUUCCCCAAAAGGAAAAAAUUUGUAGCACUAAACCAUCCAUUCAGAGUGAGGGAGAAGUAUGCCGCAAAAGCCAGGAUUCACCUAAGGUCCAAGAAAUUCCCCCAGAACAGAGAAUCUAUCCCUGUCCUGUUUGUGGAAAAAUUUUCCAGGUGAAUGACCACCUGGUGAGCCACCAGAAGAGCUGCUGUCAAGAUCAGCCAUGCAAAUAUCCAAAAUUCAAGAAGAAAUUCAACAAGUCAUCUGAUCCCCAGCUACCCCAAAAAAUUCACUUAAGAGACAAACGGUUUCAGUGCAGUGAGUGUGAAAAGAGUUAUAGGCGCCAAGUAGACUUACGGAACCAUCAGCUUGUACAUACUGGUGAGAGGCCUUUCCAGUGCCCUGAUUGUGACAAGAGCUUCCGACAGAAGGGACAAUUACUCAAUCACCAAAGUUUGCAUACUGGGGAGAGACCAUUCCAGUGCCCUGAGUGUGACAAGAGCUUUCGACAAAAGGGACAAUUGCUCAAUCACCAGCGUCUGCACACAGGUGAAAGGCCCUUUCAGUGUCCAGAGUGCAAGAAGAGCUUCCGUCUGAAGGCUGUCAUGAAGGCCCACCUAGGAUUACAUAGCAGAGAGAGGCCAUUCUCCUGCAGUGACUGUGGAAAGGGCUUCACCCAGCAAUAUAAACUCACUGAACACAUUAGAGUACAUAGUGGGGAGAAGCCUUACCAGUGUCCUGAGUGUGACAAGAAAUUCCGCCUGAAGGCAGUCAUGAAAGCCCACCAUCGAAGACACAGUGGGACAAGGCCAUUUUCUGACUCUGGUCUUGGCAAGGGCUUUACCAAACCAUCUUUACUCAAUACCCAUAUCAGAAAUCUUAUGGGGGAGAAGCUCUUCAAGUGCCAAGAAUGUGACAAGGGUUUCAGCCAGAAGAGAGAUCUUCUCACCCAUCAGCUUACACACACAGGAGAGAAGCCCUUUCAGUGCCCUGAGUGUGGAAAAAGCUUCCACCUAAAGGCUGUCAUGAAGGCCCAUCAACGCUUACAUAGUAAGGAGAGGCCAUUUACCUGUGCUGAUUGUGGCAAAGGCUUUACCAAGCAGUCUGCACUCACAGUUCAUAUCAGAGUGCACAGUGGGGAGAAACCAUUCAAGUGUUCUGAAUGUGACAAAGCUUUUCGCCUUAAGUCUGUCAUGAAGGCCCACCAGCGCAAACAUAGUGAGGAAAGACCAUUCACUUGCAAUGAGUGUGGAAAGGGCUUCAUUCAAAGGUAUAAACUUACAACUCACAUGAGAAUGCAUACUGGAGAAAAGCCCUUUCAGUGUCCAAAAUGUGACAAGAGUUUUCGUUUAAAAAAAUACCUCCUCAAACACCAGGUUGUACACACUGGUGAGAGACCCUUCCAGUGCCCUGAGUGUGACAAGAGCUUCUGUCGAAAAGCUUACAUGAAAGUCCACCAGCGCCUCCACAGUGGGGAGAGGCCUUUCUCCUGUGCUGAGUGUGGUAAGGGGUUUGUUCAAAAGUAUAAACUCACUGAACAUUUCCGAGUACACACUGGUGAGAAGCCUUUCCAAUGUACUGAGUGUGACAAGAGCUUCCAUCAGAAAGGCCACCUGCUCAACCAUCAGCUUGUACACACAGGAGAGAGACCCUUCCAGUGCACUGAGUGUGAUAAGAGUUUUCGUCUGAAGGCUGAUAUGAAGGUCCACCAACGCAUUCACAAUGGGGAGAGACCAUUCUCUUGUGAGUGUGGCAAGGACUUCACUCAGAAAUCUGCACUUAAUACUCACCUUAAAUUGCACGACAAGUUGAAACCCUGUAGUUACCAAAGUAAGCCGGACAUUGAUUCUAACAGUGCCAGUAAUUCAAUUCAUUAGAGCUUUGUUGCUGUUAAGACAGAAUGAGAAUUAUAAAAAAUGCAUCAGAACUGUAACUGGCUGGGAAAAUGCAACAGUGGUCAGAACAGCCUGGUGAAUGGGAACAAAUAUCAUUGGGAAUCACUAGCAGUUUGGAUCUCAGAACUCAGAAUCAGGACUUGGAAUUUGUUAGCUUAUUCCCCUCAAAUAUAUUCAUAUUACUAUUAGGGUUCUCAUGUAACUUCCAAAAUGUGGCACUAUCUACCUUUUCAGCUUCUCAUUGGAUAGAAUAUAUUCCACUGAAAAACAACCAAUGCAGUUUAUUAGAAAUGAACAAGUACAAAUGUUUUAACUAUACUGACAAACUGAGAUGCAAAGGAUUAAAGAGCAGAAUUAGUCUUCAAGUACAUCAAGAAGUUAGAUAGAUAUCUUUAUGGAAUAUGUAUCUAAAAAGUCCAAGAAAAUUAAAACAUUUGUUUUGAAACAAAUAGUAAAAUAUUGAAGAAUUUGAAGUACUAGAGAUUAGGAAUUAGUUUUGAAAUUAUUUCUUAUUUAAAUAAAUCUCUUCCAUAUUGCAGGAGGAGAGAUCUGGAAAAGUCAGGUCUAUAUUUCCUCAUGUUGACUGCAUUGCUCAAACUAGAGCUUCUGGGGGAAAAAACCCCCCACCAAAAUCAUACCAUCUUGCUGGGAAUGAGACCAAGAGAUAGCAGAUUUUUAAAAACUCUAAAGGCCACAAAAAUAUUCCUUACUAGCAGUUUUAAAUGGCCUAGGAAUUUAUAUCAUUAAAAAGAAUUAGCCAAAGAAGACGAUGGGAGCCGGAGUCAAAGAAAAGACUUCAAAGGGAAUCAUCAAUGAUUUACUGUGAGCAAGCUUUUUUGAUGUAAGGGAUAUAAAACUACCUCUGUGACUUCUUUGUGCAGAUUCCAAACCAGAUUGAUUUCCAAGAUUGAAUGAAGGGAAGGGCUGUACUUCAGUGAUAAAGGAGACUCAAUUAAAAACAAAUAGCUUUGGUACUGAUGAACAUUGUAAUUUGGAGGCCUUUGAGGAGAUGAAAGUUACAUUUCUCAUAAGAAAACUUCAAAAGCGAUGGAUUCUCACAGUAGCAGUGGUUAGUGUUGUCUUCUCAUUUUAUCAGUAACAUGGAGAGGCUCUUUGCAUUUCUAGUGGUUCCAGAUGUGACAAGUUUCUCCUCGUUUCAUGAUAAUCCAGCAACAAUUGCAUUGCCAUGGCUGAAGAGUUCUGUCAACAGUGGAGGAGCACAGGGGAUGAACCAGAGCUACAGUCAUCACCUGGAGAAUAUACCGAGAUGUUGUUCUUUUUUUUUCUCUGAAAGUUCUGUUCAAAGGACUUUGUCUAAGUUCAUUUAUUCAUGUAAGAGAAAUUGGUUGAGGAUAAUAAGUAAUGCUUAUACUACCCAUUUUCUCAUGAGAUUGUUGUGAAGAAAGCCUUUUUUAACAUCUUAAAAGUCUGUAUAAAUAGGAGCUAUGGUAAAUAUGCAAAUACUUGCUCAUUGAUUGAUUGGAAAUAAUUGUUUUACCUUUAGAUUUAAAAAGCCUCUGGAUAAAACUUUAGAGAACUGUGUGCUCUUAGAAAAACAGUGAUUGAUGGGUUCCCUUGUUAACCUGUCCCAAUUGUAUAGACUAACCAUUUUUCAUUUUCAGGCUAUCAAACACAAGAUACAAAGUGCUAUGGUGCCAGGUUUUAAAAAAAAAAAAUCACACAGGUCCUCAAACUCAGUAAAUGGGAAGCAGUCCUAUGAUUACCCUCUUGCUCCUAUUUAAUAUGUUCCCAAUUUCUGUGCCCAAGUCGUGUUUCAGUGGUGAUGUGAUUGGCAAGUUUAUUCAGUUUUAUUGUGUUAAUUGCAGUAAUAAAUAAAGUAUCUUUGAAUUCAGAAA
This is a messenger RNA of Antechinus flavipes (yellow-footed antechinus), 6081 nucleotides long. Its product is annotated as zinc finger protein 260-like. Gene Ontology annotation, cellular component: nucleus. The coding region runs from base 2129 to 4207 and encodes 692 amino acids. Gene Ontology annotation, biological process: regulation of transcription by RNA polymerase II. The transcript is spliced from 4 exons. Lineage: Eukaryota; Metazoa; Chordata; Mammalia; Dasyuromorphia; Dasyuridae. Gene Ontology annotation, molecular function: RNA polymerase II cis-regulatory region sequence-specific DNA binding; DNA-binding transcription activator activity, RNA polymerase II-specific. The record is from RefSeq and is a predicted model, not a curated record.